Cylindrotheca closterium is the source of this 603-nucleotide messenger RNA. NCBI's taxonomy places the organism in Eukaryota, Bacillariophyta, Bacillariophyceae, Bacillariales, Bacillariaceae. The record is from the annotation of a GenBank genome assembly.
AUGGGAGAAAGCAACCAACGAAAUUCGAACAAGGGGUCGACCCUCAAGAAACCGAAAAUGACCAAAGAGGAGCGAAGGGCUAAAUACACAGCGUUGGCCCGGAAAAGGCGAGAUAAGCAGAAGGAACAAAGAGGUGUCCACAACCAACGAUUUGGACACAACAAACAAAUUGUUUGCUUCCAGUGUCGGAAAUCAGGCCAUACUGUCGCAACCUGCCCGUUGAAUGCUGGAAAUGAAGCCGUCGACAAGUGCACUAAAGUGCUAUGUUACAAAUGUGGAAGCACGAAGCAUUCACUUUCAGAAUGCACGCAUCGGGAUUCCUCGAAAGAGCUGCCUUAUGCCAAAUGUUUUAUCUGUGGUGAAAUGGGACACCUCUCGUCACAUUGCUCGAAAAACAAAAAGGGAAUCUACGUUAAUGGUGGAUCCUGCCGGUAUUGUGGAUCGACGGAACAUUUGGCAACAGACUGUAAUGACAAAAAGAAGAAGAAAACGGUAGACCCAGUUGGUGAGACAGAUAUCAAUGAUUUGCUAGAGAAACCAAAAGAUGCACAUGCUAGUGCCGCACCACCAAAGAAGAAGAAGCAACGAGUGGUUAAGUUCUAG